AAGAACGCCAAAAAAUGGCCUCGACCCGCUUACCACCAAUACCGGAUAACUUCUCCGGCGACGGUGGUGACGACGGAAAGGAAGUUUCAGCCGUUACGGUAGACGACUCUUUUACCAGUACUAGAGGCUCAUGGAAACACGCUGCGUUCCACGUCGCAACCACCAUCGCUACUCCUGCCGCUUAUGCUCCGCUCCCCUUCGCCGUCUCUUCUCUCGGAUGGCCUCUAGGAGUGCUAAGUUUGGUGGGUGCAACCUUAACUACAUGGUACUCGAGUAUUUUGAUUGCUUCUCUAUGGAAAUGGGAUGGGAAGAAGCACACCACUUAUAGACAUCUUGCUCGUAGCAUUUAUGGAAAAUGGGGUUACUGGUCUAUUGCAUUUUUCCAGCAGGUGGCUUCUUUGGGCAACAAUAUCGCCAUUCAAAUUGCUGCUGGAAGUAGUCUUAAGGCAGUGUACAAAUACUACCAUGAAGAGGGUAGUUUAACACUUCAACAUUUUGUUAUCUUCUUUGGGAUCUUUGAAUUUGUUCUUUCUCAACUUCCAAACAUUCAUUCCUUAAGAUGGUUGAAUGCUGUUUGCACUUUUAGUACUAUCGGGUUUGCUGGAACAACCAUCGGUGUAACAAUCUACAAUGGGAAGAAGAUUGAUAGAAGAACCGUAAAUUAUAGUCUCCAUGGAAGCUCUUCGGCAAAGGUGUUCAAAGCCUUCAACGGUCUCGGGAUUAUUGCAUUUUCGUUCGGCAAUGCCAUGCUUCCAGAAAUACAGAGUACGGUCCGAGAACCCGUGAAGAAAACUAUGUAUAAAGGCAUAGCAGCUGCAUACAGCAUCAUUCUAUUGAGUUACUGGCAGUUGGCCUUUCUUGGCUACUGGGCAUUCGGUUCGGGAGUCCAUCCAUUUAUCGUUGCUUCUCUUGAAACCCCAGAAUGGACAAUCGUUAUGGCAAAUCUUUUUGCUGUCAUCCAAAUAUCUGGUUGUUUUCAGAUUUAUUGCAGGCCGACAUACGCCUACUUUGAGGAAAAAAUGGAAUCGAACGAACCAACCCAUCGAUCCCCUCUCCGAAACCAUCUUCUACGCCUUGUAUUCACCUCACUUUACAUGGGUCUGAUAACCCUCGUGGCUGCAGCCAUGCCAUUUUUUGGCGAUUUCGUGUCGAUAUGUGGAGCCAUCGGGUUCACCCCACUUGACUUCGUGUUUCCCGUAUUAGCACAUCUGAAAGCGGGAAGAAUGCCAAAGCAUUCGAGCCCGAAAGUGAUUCUGAACGUUGUUAUUGCCACUUGGUUCUCAGCCGUUGCGGUUAUGGGUUGCAUUGGUGCCGUUAAGUUCAUUAUUGAGGACGUCAAGACUUACAAGUUCUUCUAUGACAUGUAAGCAUAUGCAUAAAUAUUCAUGAUAUUAGUUACCAAAAGAGUCGUUGGUCCAACAAUAUCUGAGUUACAGGUAGAGUUCAACCUCUCAGGAGUUACUAGUGCAUCAAUAUUUGUCGUAUAUAAAUGUUAUAUACUUUAAAAAACAAUCAUGAUAUUAAUGACAAAGUGUCAUUGACCAGCA
This is a messenger RNA of Cynara cardunculus var. scolymus (artichoke), 1547 nucleotides long. Its product is annotated as GABA transporter 1-like. Gene Ontology annotation, cellular component: plasma membrane. NCBI's taxonomy places the organism in Eukaryota, Viridiplantae, Streptophyta, Magnoliopsida, Asterales, Asteraceae. The transcript is spliced from 7 exons. The record is from RefSeq and is a predicted model, not a curated record. The coding region runs from base 15 to 1367 and encodes 450 amino acids.